AUGUUCGAGGAAUAUGCGGAUGGGGUCAACGGAUUCAUCGAGACGACCGAAGCGCUCCCUGUCGAGUACGCGAUGCUGGACGAAUCGCGGAAGCAUGGGACGCCGAAAGAUUGUCUCGCCGUAUCAAGGCGCGGCACGUCUGAUGGGUACAUGGAGGCCAAGCGUGUGGGGGCGAAGACGGUGGCGAGCUCGGCGCACGAGCGGGCGGCGGAGCUCAUGCCCCCAGUACAAAAGGGAGAGGGAGACUGCUGA
Molecule: messenger RNA, 252 nt
Organism: Geodia barretti
Lineage: Eukaryota; Metazoa; Porifera; Demospongiae; Tetractinellida; Geodiidae
Source: the annotation of a GenBank genome assembly